GCGCACGCGCACACGGGGCCGUUGCUCUGACUGGCUGCGUCUCUGGUGCUUUUGCUAAAUGGCGUUGCUGGCGGGUAGGUUGAACCAGAGGAGCUGGCGGAGCGAUGUGCAGCGACUUUCGCAGGGCGGAAUCCGGGACGGAGCUCCUUGCCCGACUUGAAGGCAGAAGCUCCUUGAAAGAACUAGAACCCAACCUGUUUGCUGAUGAAGAUUCACCAGUGCAAGGUGAUAUUCUUGAAUUUCAUGGUCCAGAAGGAACGGGGAAAACAGAAAUGCUUUAUCAUUUAACAGCCCGAUGUAUACUUCCAAAAUCAGAGGGUGGACUGCAAAUAGAAGUCUUGUUUAUCGAUACGGAUUACCACUUUGACAUGUUACGGCUUGUGACAGUUCUUGAACACAGACUCUCGCAGAGCUCCGAGGAGAGCGUCAAGCUCUGCCUUGGCAGGUUGUUCCUGGCGUACUGCAGUAGCAGCAUGCAGUUACUGCUCACGCUGCAUUCCCUGGAGGCCCUGCUCUGCAGUCACCCUUCUCUCUGCCUUCUCAUUGUGGACAGCCUGUCGGCUUUUUACUGGAUAGACCGAGUCAGAGGAGGAGAGAGUGUGGCCCUGCAGGAGGCAACGCUGAAGAGGUGCUCUCAGCUCCUAGAGAGGCUUGUCACCGACUACCGCUUGCUGCUGUUUGCGACAACGCAGAGUCUAAUGCAGAAAGGCUCCGACUCAGCAGAAGGGCCUUCUUCCUCCAAGCACCCAUGCGAUGGGGACAUGGAGCACAGAGUCUAUCUCUGCAAGGCCUGGCAGAGGGUCGUGAAGCACAGAGUCAUCUUCUCCAGGGAGGACGAGGCCAAGAGCAGCCGCUUCUCAUUAGUUUCACGUCAUGUAAAAAGUAACAGUUUAAAAAAACACAUUUUUAUGAUCAGAGAAAGUGGGGUGGAGUUUUGUUGAUCUCUAUCAUCAAAAAGGCUUUUAGUUAUACUAAGGCAAGUCUUUAAAAGUCUUUUAUAGACUAAAGUGGUUUGAUUCUAAAGUUUUUAAUUCUGGGGAAAUUAAUAUGAAGAGUACAGAAAACCUCGAAGCUGUUCUGUCCCCUCCAGGGUGUGGAAGGUCAGUCGGAACAUACUGAACUCCACUGAGCUCAGUUUGAAGCUCAAUACAUGAUUACCCAUUUCAGACUAAGUCACCUUCUGAGUGCUUUAGGAAGGGUCACCGCUGCAGCUGAAGAGAUUGUGCAGAGCUUCGUCCAGUGAAAGGACAAAGCCCAGGGCCAGCCACCUGCUCAUCUGCCUCCCUCAGGAAACUGGAAUGAGCUGGGUGUGGAGGCAGGUGGGUCUCUGAGUUCAAAGCUUGCCUGGUCUGUAUAGUGAAUUCCAGAAUAGCCAGAGCUACAUAAUGAGAUCCUGUUUCAGAAAAGCCAACCAAUAGACAGACAGACAGACAGACAGAUAGAUGGAUGAAAGUAGAAUGUUUGAGUCUUCCUCCUCCCUCUCUCCAUUUUCCUCUUUUACUUGCUCCCCUUCCUCCAAGGAUGUCAUUUAGCUCAGGCUAGACUUCACUUUCUGCCUCUGCGGUAGCCAAGUUAACAGUGUUGCUCCGUGUGGCCAGCAAAUUUUGAUAAGUUACACUUAAAUUCAAGAUGUUUCCAUUAUUUGGGGGUUCUGUGUAAUUUUUCAAACACAAGGAAAUGAUGUACUCAUUUUCAGAUUCUGGAGUUUAUUUUAGAAUGUUCAUCUCAUUAAUUGAUAGAUUCUGAAACUGUUAAGGAUUAUAUAUUACUAGUGUUUUCUUCCUUAUUUAGAAUAGCCAGAGGUGCCGUGGGCCAGGCUGUUAUUUCAGCUGUGAGUGGAGGGAAACUCUGGGUGCUGUGAGUCCAUGAGACACAAGAAGAGUCUGCACUGCUCAGAAGGUGUCCUAGUUAAGAUUGCUGUUGCCGUGACGAAACACUCCGACCCAAAGGAUGCUGGAGAGGAAAGGGUUUUGUUUAUACUUCUGUAUUGUAUGUAGUCCAUAUGUGAAGGAAGUCAGGACAGGAGCUUUGAGGCCGGAGCCAAAGCAAAGCCCAUGGAGGGUGCUGCUUCCUGGUUUGCUCAGUGUGCUUUGUUAUAGAGCCCAGGACCUCAGCAGCCCUGGGGCAGCCCCUCCCACUGUGGGCUGACUCCUCCCCAACUCCUCAUGAUGCUCUGCAGGCGUGCCAACAGCCUGAUCUUAUGGAGACAUUUCUCAACUGAAGCUCCCUCCUCUCUGGUGACUCUAGUUUGUGUCAAGUUAACAUAAAACUAGCCACACAGAGUACAUGUAGAAAAGUGGCUUUAAAAAUCCCUUUGUGUUCUGACCAGGGAAAGACCCACAUGUGAUGUUCAGACUAACUGCUCCUCUCUAACCUGUUAACGCCUGUGUCACAAAAUACCUUGUUUCCCUUUAUUCAUUUGUAUUACCAGAGGCUUAUGAGUUACCAAGCAUCCUGUAGAGGAGCUGAGACUAAAUGUCUUCAUGAGGGAGGCACAGCCAUGUAACUUGCUGUCUGUGCCCCUGGGCCUGCUGGCACUCGCCCUGGCCUUCUGAGGCUGGCUUCUCUAUCGGGAGCCUGCUGGGCUCAGAAGGUAGGAGCUGGCCUCCUGACUUCCUCGGCCACUGCGAGGUGGGCAGCAGGGACUUCAGUAGUGCUUCCCUCGCAGUAACCUGUCCCUCAGCCAACUCUCCUCAAAGACUAGGCUUGUGUUCAUCAGUGAGAAGGCUUGUUUCUUUAAACCCAGGGUCUCACUGUGUAGCUCUGGCUGCCCUCCCAGUUACAGGUAUUAAAGAUGCCUGGCUCAUUGAUAUGAUUCAAAAAUAGUUUGAAACUAAAAUGCAAUUCCACAAUUUCUGUCUUCCCUUUCCUACCCACAAUUCCUCCCAUGUGCACCACCCACCUUGCUGUCGCAGAGUCACUCAUGUUUCUGCCUUGUUUUUCUAAUUGUAUAUAAAUAUACAGAUAAUUUAAUCGUAUAUAAAUACACAUAUAUUCCUAAAUACACAGCCUUCUCAGUCCUUAUAAUGUUACUUGUAUGUUCUUAGGGCUGACUCCUGUGGAUAACCACUUUGCCGGGGAAGAUCUCCCCUGCUGUCGGCUUUCCCUGGUAGCCUGUUGAUUUCUGUCAGGGCCGGCCGGGCCUGUGAGAGCCCUUCUGUGCGGGCCUGUCUGCCAGUGCGGUCGAUGCUCAGGUCCUCUUUAGGCAGCCAUGUUGUUGAGCUUUCUUCUGACAUUUCUAGGAGAGUCUCACAGCAGACAUCCCAUCCUCUGCUCUUACAGUCCUUCCGCCCCUUCUGAGAUGCUCCCUGAGCCUUGGUGCAGGGUGUGCUGUCGAUGGAGGACAGGCAGGGCAUCACAUGCCUGCUUGUUCACUUUAUCCUGAUCCCUGUGGUUCUCUGUAAUGGUUUCUGUUGCAAAGAGAUGUUUCUUUGUUGAGGGAUGAGAGCUGUACUUAUCUUUGUAUAUUUACAAUGCACAGAGGAAUUAUGCUGCUUUAAUAAAGUGGUUUAUUAAUACAAUUUUAAA
This is a messenger RNA of Apodemus sylvaticus (European woodmouse), 3528 nucleotides long. It is a transcript of the gene Xrcc2, whose product is annotated as X-ray repair cross complementing 2. Gene Ontology annotation, molecular function: ATP-dependent DNA damage sensor activity; ATP binding; four-way junction DNA binding. Gene Ontology annotation, cellular component: Rad51B-Rad51C-Rad51D-XRCC2 complex; replication fork; centrosome. The coding region runs from base 105 to 941 and encodes 278 amino acids. Gene Ontology annotation, biological process: double-strand break repair via homologous recombination; DNA strand invasion. The transcript is spliced from 3 exons. Lineage: Eukaryota; Metazoa; Chordata; Mammalia; Rodentia; Muridae. The record is from RefSeq and is a predicted model, not a curated record.